Molecule: messenger RNA, 669 nt
Organism: Kazachstania africana CBS 2517
Lineage: Eukaryota; Fungi; Ascomycota; Saccharomycetes; Saccharomycetales; Saccharomycetaceae
Product: NAD(P)-binding oxidoreductase
Exons: 1
Coding region: 1-669 (222 amino acids)
Source: RefSeq, a predicted model, not a curated record
AUGUUAAAAGUAGCUGUUUUUGGAGCGACUGGGAGAGUUGGUAGAGUACUGGUGACACAAUUGAAGGAAGAUUCUACAAAUUUCAAGACCCCUCUGGUAUUAGUCAGAACGAGCCAACAGAAGAAGUAUUUCGAACAGUCUGUCGGCGUGGAUGCGGGUUUAAUCGAUUUAGAAAAUUCAUCAGUGGAUGACAUUGCUCAUGCUAUCGCUGACUGCAAUGCCAUCGUUUUCACCGCUGGCUCUGGAAACAAAUUCUUCACGGUGGAUCUAGACGGGUGUGUCAAAGUCAUGGAAGCCGCUGAAAAGACCGGAAUAAGACGUUUCAUUCUUGUUUCAGCUUUGAAAGCGGAAGAUCGUACUUUCUGGGAAUCUAUUCCUGGUUUGAGAGAGUAUUACAUAGCCAAGAGGGCUGCUGAUAGAGAUUUGAGGACCAGGGAUCUGGAUUACACCAUUGUGCAACCAGGCUGGCUUUACGAUGAAAAGGGGACGGGAUUGUUCACCCCAGUGGACAAAAUUGAUGAGCAAAUGGAAGUGGACAAAUCUUGCCAAAGAGAAGACGUCGCUAGUUUUAUCAAAGAAUGUCUCACACAACCAAAAAACACCAUUCGCAAAACUAUCCCAUUACUCAACGGCACUGAAGCUGCCUCCACUGUGAUUUCUCUAUUGUAG